This is a messenger RNA of Besnoitia besnoiti, 1629 nucleotides long. RefSeq lists its product as uncharacterized. Gene Ontology annotation, biological process: endoplasmic reticulum to Golgi vesicle-mediated transport; vesicle fusion with Golgi apparatus. Lineage: Eukaryota; Apicomplexa; Conoidasida; Eucoccidiorida; Sarcocystidae. The transcript has 7 exons. The record is from RefSeq and is a predicted model, not a curated record. Gene Ontology annotation, cellular component: trans-Golgi network. The coding region runs from base 1 to 1629 and encodes 542 amino acids.
AUGGCGUCGUCUUCGUGGAACGCUGGACAGGGCGCUUACUUGUCGUCUCGCCGACUCUCCGGCUCCUCCGCCUGCGAGGCUCCGCAGGCGCCGCACGCGCCCGCUGACCCUCAAGUGGACUCGAAGGCCCGCCUGCAUCAGAGCGCCGCGUUUCUCACGUCGCAGCAGCCCAACGGCGUUGCGCAGAGCGGCGGUCGGCGGGCGUUUGCUUCCUCCGCGUACUCCGCGCACGCCGCGCCUCAACAGGCUCACUCAGCUGCCGGGGGGGGGGGGGCGGCCGCGCAGGCGCUCAGCGCUGCGUUCCCUACACAGCCGCCGCCGCGCGAGACGGCCGCGAGCGGCUCGGGCGAGACCCAGGAAGACUGGCGACAGCCGCCCGCCCAUCACCUGCAAGCCCAGACCCCCGCGGGUCAGCGCGCGUCAUCGUAUGCCUCGCGCCCGGCGGCGUCGUACUACUCUUCCUUCUCUGCGGCGGCGUAUCCUGCCGCGACUGGCUACGGGACCGCGGGCGAGGAAGCGUCCAGAGAAGGCGGGGAACCGCCCAAGGCGAAGAGUCUGAAGGAACAUCAGGAGUUUCUGCUGAAGCAGCAACUCGAGGCCGAUAGAGCCGAGCCUCAGCCCGAUCGACGGGGAGGAGGAGGCGCGGCGGAGGGCGCAGCCCUCGCGGCGAACGUGUGGACUGACAAGAAGACUGACGGCGUUGGCCUCAGCUUCUACUCCGCACCAGGACAAACUUAUCCAGGUCGCGCGCCUGCGGGCGCUCCCCAGGGCUUUUCUUCGGAGCCCUUCGCGUCCGCGCUCGCGCCGCACGCCGCGGCGCACGCUGUGGCGGGAACGGCAGGGUCGCGCCCGACGCCGUUUUAUCCGCAGCAGCCGUAUCCGGCAUUUGGGGUGCCUUCCGGGGGAGCCGCCGCGGCGCCUUCUUUCUCGUCGCUGGGCUUGAGCGGCAGCAUGCGCGCGGCGGGCGAGGAGGACGCGGCGGGCGGCGCGCCGAAGGGAUUCUUCAGCCGCUUGUUCUCCUUUGGCGCCGGCGCCGCGCGGGACGAGGCGCGGAGCGGCGCCGCAGACGCGCAGUCCGCUAAGGGCCGCGGCGACGAGGACGACGCCAUCGAAGAUGAACCGCCGCUGCUGGAAGAGUUGGGAAUUCACCCCGAGGAAGUUCUUCAACGUGUCAAAUCCGUCCUCUUCUUUUAUAAGCUGGAGCACGACCUCUUGGUUCACUCCGACAUGUGCGGACCGCUUGUCGUCGCCAUCACCCUGGCCUUUCUUCUCCUUAUGCUUGGAAAAGCGUCCUUCGGGCACAUCUACGGUCUGUCGAUCGUGGGCAGCCUCUGCACCUACGUACUUCUCAACCUCAUGAGCCCGAGAGAAGGGAUCGAUCUGUACAGCACCAUCAGCAUCCUCGGCUACGGCUUGCUGCCCGUGCUGCUCAUUGCGCUCGCCUCGCUCUUCGUAGCGCUCAAGUCGUCUUUUUUCGGCCUUCUGUUCUCUCUCUUCUGCGUCCUCUGGUGCACUGCGACGGCCUCGAGGUUCUUCGAAGCCGCGCUGCAAAUGCAUGAUCAGCGGUACCUGGUGGCGUACCCGAUCUCCCUCUUCUACGCCUCCUUCGUCGUCAUCGCAGUGCUGUAG